Menidia menidia (Atlantic silverside) is the source of this 5269-nucleotide messenger RNA. The record is from the annotation of a GenBank genome assembly. NCBI's taxonomy places the organism in Eukaryota, Metazoa, Chordata, Actinopteri, Atheriniformes, Atherinopsidae.
AUGCUGAGUGGCUCCUCCGGGUGCACAAAGGCAGCGGCUCGCAGAGGAACUUGUUCAGAGCGAACCGGGGACGCUGGGAGGCGAAAUAAACAAUCUCCGGAGUCGAAGUAUCACCGACCGCGCACUUCUAGCUGUCCAAUUGCAAUAUUCCGCCACCCAUUUCAGAAAUAUAAGGUGUAUGCUGGUAGUGAACAUCUGGUGCAGCAGGCCAGUCUUGGCAGCAUGGUGAAGGCCCACAAGUCAUCUGGGAGGAAGAGCUCUCACUGUCCCCGCAGACAGAGUGCUGGUCAGGCAGAGAUGGAGGAAGGCCAGCUCCAUUUAGACACCAAACAUCCACCACCCGCACAACCUAAAGGUGGGGAUGACGUCCAUCCGCAGACCUCUGCUUCAGCUGGGCCGCCUUCGGAGAGUUUGGGCCAGAAGGAGACCCCGAUGGAUGUCCAGGAACAGGCUAAUUCUGCUACCCAGCCCCAAUCCAAGCCUCUCUGGAAGCCCAUUCCCCCUCUAAUGCCUGAGCCCCAAGGGGCCAAUGCCAGUAAGACCAGAGAGCAGAGCUGCCAGACUGAGGAACACUAUCAGCAGACCACCGCCGGCAACCAUGGUCAUAGCACAGAUCUCUGCGUGGAGCCUGGGGACCCUCCUCUGCUGCAGCAGCCUCUGCCCACGUCCAAGUCGGGGAUUCAGCAGAUAAUUGAAUGCUUUCGGUCUGGCACCAGCCAGCUGAAACACAUGCUGCUGAGAGAGGUGGACACCAUCUUUGAGUGUAAACUAUGCCGCAGUCUGUUCAGAGGCCUGCCCAACCUCAUCACACACAAGGAGUACUACUGCCUGUCACGGCUGCCUGAAUCUGACGGCUCACCUGGUGAUGACAGGCAAAGUGUAGCCAUGAAGGAUUUAUUGGACGCCGUAUAUCCCAAAGCGGACGGACCGGACUAUGUGGUCCGGUUAGAGCCCAUCCAGACCACCAACAAGGCGGUGUUCCAGUACCUCACCACUGAGGAGGAGAUGGCCAGAUUUCCAUCACACACAACCAGUGAGAGAGAGAGUCCAGUGGCUUGGGAAGGAGAAGCAGCAGAGGGUGUGGAGACCAACCAGACCAGCCAGCAAGGUGGACCAGAAGGCCACAGCAGUCCAGGACACAAUCAGGGCCCACGGAGAUGGGAGCCAGAGGAGGAGCCCAAAGAGGAGCGACCACAGCCUGAAGACGAGGGCUCCAAUAGUGGGGUAGAAGACGUGACUAUCUCGUGCUGCCUUUGUGGUCAGGACUUUAACUCCCGCCGCAGUAUCAGACGCCACUGCCGAAAAAUGCACCAGAGAAAGCUUGAAGAGCUCAGAAAGUUCACAGAGACACGCACAGUUCCAACGAGCCUGCUCUCCAUGGUGAAAGGUCGGCCUCGAACUCUCAGCACACCGACUGGAAAGUCCUGCCCUGUGUGCCUCAAAAGCUUUGCUACCAAAGCCAACGUACGCCGCCACUUCGACGAGGUGCAUCAAGGUCUGCGGAGGGACGCCGUCACACAAAGCAGCACCUCGUGCCCUGGCCACUCUCCGCCGCUGGAGGUCAAGCCUCCCAAGAAGAGCAACAACUCCUCACCAACACGUGGCACCAACACCAAGUCCAUUCCUGUGAACUCUAAAACAACCCCGUCAAACCAAAACCAAGGCAAACCUCAGAGUCCGCUGCCAGCCAGCGCCCCGGCCAACUCAACCUCCAGCCGCUGCACGCUCUGCAAGAGGAGCUACAGCUCUCAGCUCAUGUUGAAAAGACACAUGCGCAUCGUUCACAAGAUCUACAAAAGUAACAAGCCUGCUGCCACACCCACCCCGAGCACCCCGGCAGCCACUCCAACCCGCUCCAGCAGCCCUAACUUGGGGGCUAGCAACAGCGUCCGGGUAAAGGAGGAGGCAGUGGAGGCCUCAGACGAAGAUGAGGAAGAGGAAAUUGACAGCAGUCCCGCUCCGUCUCCGAGUGAAAGCUCUGGGACGAGUAAAGGAGCGGUGCCCAGUGCCCCCAAGGUGAAGGAGGAGGAGGCCGCCUCCAGCCUAAAGACGGCCUCCUCCUUACCCUCAGCGGCCUCCCGGGGGGGCAACGUGUGUAGCUCUAACAUGGCUGCCAAGAUGACCAAACUGUCCGUGGGCUUCGACUUCAAGCAGCUCUUUUGCAAGCUGUGCAAACGUCAGUUCAGCUCCCGCCAGAACUUAGCCAAGCACAUCGAGCUGCACACAGACGGCAACGACAUCUUCAUCAAGUUCUACCGCUGCCCGCUCUGCCGCUACGAGUCCCGCCGCAAACGCGACGUCCUGCGGCACGUGACCGUCGUGCACAAGAAGUCCUCGGCGUACCUGGCAAAGAUCAUGCCCAAGCUGGAGAGCCGGGCGGUGAAGAGGCUGGCCGAGGUGGUGCUCAACAGCAGCAGCAAGAGGACCAGCCCCGGCCUCAAAGAAGAGGUGAACGGGCGCCACGCCUCUUCAUCCUCCUCCUCUCCCUCACCGCCGGUCACCCGUAAACAGGAGGGCUCCACAGCUGCCCCCCCAGCCUCCUCCGCCCCCUCCAGCUCCUCCUCUGCCCCGCCUCCGGCCCCCGUCACCCGCAAACAGCAGGAGCUGUCAUCGCCGGCCUUCAGCCCGUCGCCCCCGCUCACCCGUAAGCAGGAGAGGCAGCAGAGCCACCAGCACCGGCCCGCCAGCCCGCCGCUGACCCGCCGCAGCGAGAAGCACUCCCACCAACGGAACGCCUCCGCCGCCACGCCAUCCGGCAACCAAACCCCACACACCCGCCGCCACGACCCCCAAUCAGAGAGCAGCACGGCCAGCUCGUCCACGGAAGUCAGGGUGACAAAGAACUUCUCCCUCCAUGCUUGUGACCAGUGUGGGCGGGCCUUUGCCAAAAAGCUGUAUCUGGAGUCUCAUAAGCGAAGCCAUCGGAAUGCAGCGGCGGCAGCAGCCGGCAGGAGGAAAGGAGUCAGCACCCGCUCCAAGUCCCUGGUACUGCUGGUCGUGACCAACAACUGGAAAGUUAACAGACAAACAGAAGAAGCACAGGGAGGAGCUGGAGCAUGAAGGAAAAAACAGGAGUAAUCUCAAUGAGGAGUGAAGAUCGAGGGAUUUUGUCCUCUAAGUCUUCUUUUUCUUUUUUUGGCUUAAGAACCAAAACUAUUGAUGGAAACUGACACUCUUGUGUAGAGUCAUGAAGCCAGCCCGUCUGCUGGAUGGUGGCGCUGCUCCCCACACUCAGACUACACUGAAAAGAAGGCUGAAUCUGUGCAUAUGUCCGCAUUCCCCACAGAGAAUACGGGUCCAUGUGCUGAUGACUGAAUUGUACUGCUUUGCUCCUGGUACCCUGCCUUCAGUGAGAGGAUGACGCUGGUAGUCGCUGGAUUUGUGUGUUUGUGUGUGUGUGUGUGUGUGUGUGUGUGUGUGUGUGUGAGAGAGUUUGCAUUUCAGUAUGUUUCCUAGAAAAAGCUCAUUCUGACCCACACAGUCCUUCAAAGUGUCCCAAACUGACCUUAUUUAUUACAGUUGCAUCUCAGAGCAGCCUGUUUUUAACCUGAUCGACUCAGCAGAAAAACGUAAUGCGUCUAACAGCUUAGAUAAAAUUGUGUUUUCACCCUGCACUUUCCCAUCUCAGUUUAAUUUCCUGGUGUCUGGACCACCUCUGUUGUCUUUGCUGCCCUGGGUGGUUCACCUGCUGUUGAUUUGAAUUCCAAUCCUCAAAGGUCCAUGUUUGCCUCACAAAUUAAUUUCAUAUUUACUAGAAAAUAUAAUCUGUUGAUAGCGAAAAACAAAUAAGUCACACUUUAGUCGGCUCUAUAGCUCCAGUCUUUUUCUCACAUUCCAGGAAGAAAGUUUAUGGUCGAAAGAAGGAAACUCCAAAGUAUAUUUUCCAGUUUCCCCUUAAAAAUGCAUGCGUGCUGUUUUUUACAUCUGCCUGAUGUUCUCCAUCUUUUCAGCCCAGACUGGCUGCAUGCUUAAGGUGUUUCCUUUGAACGCUCCACAUCUAUAUAUAGCUGACUUUACAGUCCCAGUAAUAGCCUGUCUGUUUGAUAGCCUUCAAGUUGUGCUUUUUGUGGCGGGUUUUGUGUUCAUUUUUCUUCACCUGAGGGGAUGUUUUUCCUUAUCAGGAGUAAAGUGUCUGAAUGCACCAUAUUGCAGGUCGCAGCAGGUACAGCCAUACUGCCUUAGCUUUUAGAAACCAAUAACUGGAAGACUCAAUUUUCAUUUUGGUACAUCCUUUCAGAGCACGGACACCACACAGCACUGCGUUGUUCUACAUCCUUAGUGCCUAAGCAGCAGGUGUAAGAGGUUUCAGAUUGCACCGGUGGUUUAGGAUUCUGCAGAUGAGAAUAGAGGACGUGUUCAUCUCAAUAAACAGCUGUGUGUUUGGCAGGCAAAGCUAUUGCUUUCUGAAACGUUUACACAAACCUUCCUGCUCCUUUGACAGACACAGGAGCUCAAUCAGAUUCUUUUGGACUGAAUUGUGCAUCAGUUCUGUUUGAAACAUGCUUUGGUGAAUUCAGACAGAAGGAGGUGUUUAGAACCAGCUCCUGAUGGUAGUCUCUGAAACACUGGUAAGAGUUCGGGGGGAAAUGAAGGAGGAAGACCAAAUGUAGAUAUGUCUUAUUGUUCAAACUGAAAGCCAUGAAAUGGAACAAAAGCAGAAAAAUGGACAGACCAAACUUUAUUUUUAUAAUGGAAAAUGCUUGUAGAACACGGUCUUGACUACAUGUAUUGUAAAUAUUGAGUCAUCCUCACAGAUGAUAUAUAAAUAAUAGCUCUAGUAGUCCCAUAGUUAUUUACUUGUGUUGGUUGACCAGGAGUUUGGAACAUUUCCAACUAGCUGCCACUCUGUCACUGUUAAGUUUGUGUUGUUCCAUCAUUAAUUCUUUAUUUGUAUCUUAUUCCAUUUGAAGAGGAACAUGUUUUUUGUUCAAAUGUGUGAAGACCAGAGCAGGAAUUAAACCUCAAGAGGCUUUUAGAUUUUCUUUUUUAAUCCUGACAUUUCCUUCAUUGUAAGUUGUAAUAUGUUAAGCUCGCUCUCUAGAGAACUUCAAGACGAGUUAGAGAAGCCUUUCAGAUGUGACGAGAAUGUUAAAACCAACCCCUUAAUAAAUAUAAACGGACUGCUUUAAACUCCUGAGUGGACUCGUCCUUAGUCUUUUUCCUAUUUCCUGAGAUAAGAGUGAAGUGUGUUUAUCAAUCGUGUUUGUUUACUGCCAACCUGCUUCAUGAAUAGAACGUUCUCUUACGUUUCCACACUACUUCUAUUGCG